AUGGUAAUCAGUGGAGAUGCAGGAAUGGGCAAAUCAGUGAUUUCCGCUGUCGUUUGUCAAAGAAUGCGACAUGCUGGUCGGCUGACGGGAAGUCAUUUUUGUCAGCACAACAAGGCGCGUCCCAGAAAUCCUAAGAUAAUGCUUCAAUCGUUAGCUUAUCAGCUGAGUGAGUUUUUGCCUCCGUAUAAAAGAGAACUUGUAAAAGCACUGUCAAGAAAUUUGGGUGAAGAUAUCAACAACCUAGAGGUUGGAGAGGUCUUUGAAUUGCUGUUCGAGGAGCCUUUAAUAAAUGUAGAUGAUCCGGGAAGAAGCUUGCUCAUGGUGAUUGAUGGCCUGGAUGAAAGUGAAUACAAAGGACGCAAUGAGCUGCUUGAUGUCAUGGCUAAUCAGUUUAGUACACUUCCUGGUUGGGUUCGAUUUUGUGUUACAACUCGCCCGGAAAUAAAUAUCGCAGACCGUCUUAAAAAAUUCAACCCUGUUCUCCUGGAGCAAGAUGAUAAAGAAAAUGUAGAAGACAUCAGACUCUUUCUUGAAAGACAGCUCCGCAGCGUUAUUCAAUCGGGCUUUGAAGAUGUUGUUAUCGAUGCACUGGUCCGAAAGGCUGCAGGGCAUUUUUUAUAUGCUUAUUUGAUGGUCGAUUUUAUCAAGAAAAACAAUUUACUUCUUACCCCCGAGGAGUUAGGAAGAAUCUUACCUUCAGGUGUAUCGUCUGUUUAUCAGUCCUACUUUGAACGUUUAGAGAACGAAUUGAAAAUUGGUGAGGACCAGUUUUUGACUUUUCUAAGCGCUCUGGCGGCUGCAAGAGAACCGCUUCCUCUAGACUUUGUUUCUAACAUGUUGAUUUCGGACUCGAAGUCCCCAUCUGGUCAUCGGAAAGAAAGAAAGGCUAUCGACUCUAUCUCAACCCUUCUACCUGUUCAUGAUGACUGCAUUGUGUUCUUCCACAAGUCAGUUAAGGACUGGUUGACUGACAGAACUGCCUACGGGCGACACGACUUCUCUGUGGAUGAAAAGCACGGUCAUGUCAUGCUUUCUCAGCUCUGUACUGAUGAACUGAGUAACGUAAAAAGAAAAGGCGUUCACGGUACAGAAUUCGGUGACAUUGCGAGGUUCUGAGGACAUUAUCCUCUGUCAGAAACAAGAAGCCUUUCAGUUAUUGAACAGUGAGAGCCAAAACGCCCUUCGCACGUUGUUAUUUCUAUUAAGAAAGUACCACGAAAGACUUUCGACGAAUCCUACUGUUUUUUUACAAGUGAUGGUGAACGAGGGAGGAGACGUUUUUGCUGGUAAAGCAACAGAACUUUUACAGAACAGAUAUCAUGAAAUACCUUACAUGGAGUACGUUCACAAGGGGGCCGACGAGAAGCAGAUGGGGAUCCAAGUUCCGUUUCCCUGCUCCUCUCAGGUGGCCUGCUUUGAUAUCUCCCCUCAACAGGAGUUCAUGGUAUGUGAAUGUAGGGAUGGGACGAUUCAGCUAUGGUCACUAGAAACAGGGAACCAAAAGUGGAAACGUCCAGUCAUAGUAGAAAAACUUUACUUUGAUGGUCAUGGCGCAUUUAGAGAGGUGCUAAACUCACCCGUUUUGUCGUGCUAUCGCUCUGUUGUUUUUCACCCUACUAAACCUAUUGUUCUUCCUGGAGUCCUUAGCCAUGCCUACUCAUUUGACGGAGAUUUCUUACCACUGUUCUCUAAGAGUAACUGCAGAUUUUCGGUGUGUUCAGUUAAUGCGGAUAGCAUGAUUACCGAUUGCCCUAAAGAUGCAAAAUGCUUAGUCAUGUGGAGUCUAGAAACCGGUGGUGAGAUCACUCGGAGCAACAGAGGUGAGGUUGUUUUGUCUUUUGCCUGGUCUCCAGAUCGAAAGCUACUGGCAAUUUCUCAUCUUUCGCGAUUAGUUUGUUUGGUUGAUGCGUUGAACUGCUUUGAGACACUUGCAGAGGUCACCACUUUUUUACCAUGUGGAAUGAUCAAGUUUGCCCCUAACCUCAAAUUCCUGUUUUGUUGGUGUAAACCAGUAAAGUCUAUGUGGGAGAGAUACCCAAAAGGCAUUCGCUUAGACAUUAUGAAAUUACCUUGUGGCACAUUUUCCUUUAACGUUGUUAACGAUAACGUUGACUAUGAACCUUGGGAUUAUGAAUCAUCCAGCAAAGCUGGAUUUUUGAUGGGAGAUCCUGUGUCAUGUUUGUUCAGGCGUUUCCAGGACAUUUUGGGACCGUACUGGACUCUUGUAGAGGGGGCGUUUGCGUUUGUCUUAAGCAAACAAAGUGUGUUGAGGGUAUUCCAAGGAAACAACCGCAUUGCUAUGUUCAGUCCUGAUGAAAUGAAAAUCACAAGAACCAUUUCCUGUAAAAGACUCGGUCAUGUUGCCUUUGCUGUAGAUGGGAAGUCCGUUUAUGGUGUCACUGUAGACAAGGAAGCAGCAGUGGUAUCUUUUGAUGUAUUAAGCGGAAAACGUAAAUCAAAGAUAGAGAUUAGUACUUGUCGUGAUCUCCAUUAUCCUAAACCGCCUUUUAGGGCCGUAAACGGUUCUGACAAUGGUAUUUGUCUUGUACCAGUGACCGAUGGUGUCCUUGUGAAACAACGUUUACGUAGGACUGCGCUUCAGCUAUGGAAUUUUGAGUUGUCUCAACAAGUCCAAAGUUGGCCCAGGUUGAGUGAGGUUACGUAUAUGAUGCCAGUUACAGACCAAUGUGUAGCAUGUGUGGGGAAAGAAUUUGAAGUGAGCAUCCUGGACACAUCAAGUGGAGAAAUAGUGAAGACCAUCUCACUUUGUCAUGAGGGAUACCAGUCAACAUAUCCAUUGUUGGAUAAAGAAGCCAUAGUAUGUAACAGUAAAUAUCAGCUGUUAUCCACCGAUAGGUACUCCGUCCAACUGUCUGAUAGCACAAGUAUACUAUGGAAA
Messenger RNA from Porites evermanni, 2899 nucleotides. The record is from the annotation of a GenBank genome assembly. NCBI's taxonomy places the organism in Eukaryota, Metazoa, Cnidaria, Anthozoa, Scleractinia, Poritidae.